ACUCUACCUGGCAAGUAGAUACAUGUACACACAUGGUGUUACCGCAAACCAAUAAAAUACAUUUUUUAAAUUAAGAUGCACAGGCUGAAUGCUCCCAAUAGUGACAACUGCAACACAUUUUAAGUUCCGUAAUGGUUGUCUUUUCUCAGAGCUGUGGUGUAUUUUGUUGUGUGCUCAGAAAGACACAACAACAAGUUACUGGAGAAAGCAAUUGUUUUUUUUUCAAACACCAGAGUGUGAAAGUUUUUUUGCCAUUCAUCAAGCAACAUCUUAGGAAUGUUAAAAGCUGAAUGGGUAAUCACCGCUUGUGGGUAAUUUUAGCAACAAAAAUGUAACAGUAAAUUAAUUGUUGCCAAAUAAUUGUUGUCAGGAGCCAGUUUAUUACUGGAAAAAAAAGUACUCUAUGUGGCUGGAAGAAGGUGAUGAAGAGCCUUCUUCUGGGCGUACAUUUCAUUUUGUUGUCACUAACAAAAAACUGUGUUCCAAUUUUGUGUGUUAUCCAAAUGUUAUGAAGUAAAGCUUUAAUUGUCUGUAUAUACAGUACAUGUUCGAUAUGCCCACUAAAUAAAGGCGUUAACAAUUUUUAUGGAAGUUAUAAAAGUGUCUCCAGAAUUAUUUUUAACCACUUUUGCUUGCCUGAUUCAUAGAAGGAAGUUUCAGACCUCAAAAUAACCCAUGGCACUCACUGAGAGCAAUUGCCAUGGUGCCCUUUGCAAAGUUCCUAUAACAAUUUAACUAUUCCUCAUCGAAGUGCCCCUGACCAGAGGAAAUUUGCUGUGCCCCUUCAAGAAUAAAAUUCAAGGCCUUAAGUUUCCAAUAGCUAGCUUUGUUUGUAAAAAGUUUCCAAGAGAUUAUUGAAAACUAGAACCUGUAACUUUCAGGCCUGUAUGCUUCGUUUUUGAAAGGGCAAGGGCACCAAGGCACUUUCUCCUCGGUUGAGGGCAUCCUAGUAUGUGUAAAUUGUAAAUGUCUACUGGAUUGUUCAAGGGCACCAGGGCACAUUGACCAGGGGGGCAUGGAGACAGUUGCCUUUGUUGCCUCAGUGAAGUAUCAGGCCUGAACUUUCAUGUAUAAACAUUUGAGUUCUUGUCGUGAUAAACUGUUGGCUUACCCUCAUUCCCCACACAAUUUAGAGAGUUAAUUGCAUGUUGUUGCCAGAUUAUUUGGACAUCCAACUCCCACUGUCUCAACUAUAUAUGAGUUAUUUUUAUGUACACGUACUGUUUUCCACCCUGUGCGUGGAUCCGCUUUGUAGACAACAUAUUGGAAAAUGACUUUUUAAUUAAGCUAUUUUGUUGACACAGUGUGAAUGUGCCUUGAAGAACUCUCUUGGUAGGAAAUUCUGUUUACUCCAUGCUGUUAGUCAUUAAGAUGAAGGUUUGAAAGUGCACUGACUGGCCUCGAGACAAGCUUUAUAAUAAGGUUUUUAUGAUAUUAUACCACGUCAUUUAUCAGACAAAAUAAACAUCCGUAAAAAAUGUUGAUUCUGAAAUUUCAUUUGAUAGGGCUUUGGUGUAGUUCCCUGUAUACCCUUUCACACUAUACUUUAAUCUUGAGAAUCUUUGUGUUCAGGAAAAUAUUUUAACUCUGAGAUUUUCCAGAUAAGUGGAGCAUCACACAGCACUUUUCAGGGCUCAACAUUCUCCAACUGGGUAAUAAGGGUAAUAUUUAACCCAGCCCAGGACGAGGGUUAACCAACCAAUCUCGGUGUUAGGAUGGAGCUGGGUUAACCUUUCUCUAGAUUAGAUACUGUAGUUUGAAAGGUCAUUUUUAAUCCUUGUAGGAGAAUUUUACACAUAACAGAUUGCCAUGGAAAGCAGUCAUUAGUAUAGAGGAAAGGUUACUGUUGAACGUCCAUGCUUACAUUUUAUUAUGCUUCACACUAAAAAAUGUUGCUUAGCCACACACUGCAUUUUGAGUUUUACUUACAAAACUUUAAGUCAUCGCAACUGAGUUUCUACUUUAAGACAAGUUACAUACCACACUAUAUAUCAAUUAGUUUGGACAGCAACACAAAAAUGUUCAAUUUUGUACUGUACCUGUUUAUUUUGUAGAGAAUGAUUUAUUGCCGCCAAUUAAAAAACUUGUAAUAAUUAUCCCAGUUCAUGUGUGUAAAGCAAACAGAAACUCUGGGUAAUUAAAUUCCACCAAUCAAAUAAUUUAGAAGACCUGUCCAGGUAUUAAGUUUGGUGCGUGACUUUUCCAAGCUCUGUAAGGCAAUAUAAAGGAGAAUUUCCUAUAAAAGGUACGCUGAAACUCUCUCUCUAUCUCUUGCUAUACAUCUGAUUGGUCACCAUGCGGUUCAUGCUGCUGAUGAGUGUGGUGUUAGUGUCGGCCCUCACAGAUGCUGGAGAAGUAUUUCGCGAUGACUUCAGCGGAAUGGCGGAGAGGUUCUUCAUGGGGGAGGACAAUUUGGCUUCCAAGCUGGAAAUGACACCAUCGGAGAACUGCUUGGAGGGUGAUAUGGAAUUCUCUGAGCAACAGAAAGAAGUUUACUUCGCCAUGAGAGCUGUAACGGCAAAGAACAGGGCAAGAGUGCGGAGGGACGCUACCGAGGCGUUCAAGUUGUGGCCGGAGAAAACUGUUGUCUACGAAUUCCAUCCUGAUUUCAGCCCUGAAAUGAAAGCUAAAUUCCAUGAAGCAGCUCGUGAAUAUGAGGAGAACACAUGUCUCAAGUUUACUGAGGCAAUGGACGGAUACUCCGGGGACGUAAAGCCAUUGCUCGUCCACAGCAAGAAAAAGGGGUGCUCAUCCACUAUCGGGGGACCAGGUGGUAAUCUGAAUCUGGAAGAGAAGAUGUGUGGCCAUUUUGGUGUAAUCUUGCAUGAGCUCGGCCACUCCUUGGGACGCUACCACGAGCAGACCCGCAGUGACAGAGAUGAACAUGUCAGCAUCAUUGAGGAAAACAUCAAGUCGAGUUACUCUCAUAACUUCAAGAUAGCGGAUCGACCACUGCUGGUCAUUUACGAUCUUCAGUCCAUCAUGCAUUAUUCAUCCGAUGCCUUCAGCAAAGACGGCAGGUCAGAAACAAUAAUACCCAAGAAAGAAAGUGAGAAACUGAAGAUGGGACUGCAAAAGCGUCUCACAAGACUUGACAAACUCAACCUCAAUACUAUGUACGAUUGUUUUGAAAACUGUCCCGAGGACAUGAGUGAUAAAUGCCUGAAUGGUGGGGUGCCUUAUAUUGACUGCUCCUGCGACUGUCCUGAAGAGUAUACCGGAGUGUUUUGUGAGAUCUUCAAAAACCCACCAGCAGGUUGCGGUGAGGAGUUCGUUGGGCCAUCUGGUACGGUACAAACUCCUGGCUUCAAGAUCUCAGGAGGUAAAUAUCCGAGCAACCUUCACUGUAGCUAUGCCAUCAAGUGCCAAGAAGGAGAGCGAGUUCAUCUGGAGUUCACAUCGUUCAACAUUGAUGGAUAUGGCUGCUUCUACGAUCGAUUUGAGACCAAGAUCGGGAGCAUUGUGGAUGAGGUGUACCCUGACACGUACUGUGGAAAGGAUCUGAACGGGAAGUCACUGGUGUCCGAGACCAACCUUGCACUUAUGACCUUCAUCAGUGACAGCUCCUACAACUUUCCAGGAUUUCAGUUGAAUUACAAGUGUGAACCGAAGUAAAUGGUUUGACCGAAAAGUGAUCGGGGGUUGUGUUUUCGUUAUUGACCGCAACGGUAAUUGCAAAAACGCACCUCAUAUCUAACCUUUGUUUGUAAUAGCCUGGUAGUCCUUGUUUAGUAGUUGACAUCAUUAUGGUGCGUAAUAAACCUAUUUCCAUUCCAUUUUUUAAUUUGAUCUAUUAAUUCUGGUUGUUGAACCCAUGGAUUCGCAGAAAAGUCCUCAUCAUGCUGCUUUAUAAGUUUAAUUUAUGUCUAAUUUAAUUUAAUUUAAUUUAAUUCAACUUAUUAAUUUUGUUUGUGAAGCCAAGGUUUUUCCAGAAAAGUGCAGGUACACAUUUGGUAAUUACUCAAAACAAAUAUUAACUUGAAAACUGACUUGGUAAUGAGCA
Molecule: messenger RNA, 4003 nt
Organism: Asterias rubens (European starfish)
Lineage: Eukaryota; Metazoa; Echinodermata; Asteroidea; Forcipulatida; Asteriidae
Product: blastula protease 10-like
Exons: 10
Coding region: 2296-3615 (439 amino acids)
Biological process (GO): proteolysis
Molecular function (GO): metalloendopeptidase activity; zinc ion binding
Source: RefSeq, a predicted model, not a curated record